GUUGCCAUGGAGACAGGGGCGGAUUAAGGCUGGAGCGCGGAGCGCAGGGAUCAGGCCCCUCCGCUACCUGAGCUCCCGCCUCAGCCGGCUCCCGCAGGGCCGGGGCAGCCAGCCGCAGGCGCCGCGGCUUCUCAGCCUCCCGGCCCGGCCAGGCGCGGGGGGGAUCCCGGCGGGGUGCCACAGCCCGCUCGGGCCUGGGAGGGGAGAGAGGCAGACGCAGAGGCUGGAACAGCUGGUGGCGGGGCCCGUGGGCUCCCGGCGUGAUCACCUGCCCUCCCAGGGCCCGGGGGACGGCGCCCCGCGUGGCAACCACGUGGGGGCGCGGCGGGACUUCCCCGGUGCCCGCACCAACUUUGCCGCGCUCGGUACCGGGCCGGGCUGCCGGGGCGUCUAGCUAAGGUGGUCGCCAAGCCAGCUGUCCUCAAGUUGAGCUGGGCACCGGUCGCGCACACUGCACUGGCGGCACGGCCUUCGCGUCCCUCGGCUCCCAGCAUAAGGAAAGUUUGAGGAACUGGACAUCAGGCGCUGGCCGCUCCCCACCCUCAGCCGCUGGGUGCCCAGAGCCCAUCCCUGGCGAUCAGAGCAGGACUGCAGAGAAGACGUCCGCGUCCGGGCCCCGUCUGGGGAGCUAGGGCGCGCGGGGAGCGCCCGGGCCGCGCGGUCACUGACCGCUGGCUGCACGGGAGCGCCGUGCGGACUCGGCCUCCACAAAGCGGCAGAAGCAAGGGCGUGUGCCCGCGCAGGGGAUGGAGGCUGCAAGUGCAAAACUUUAUCACAGCAAAGCAAAGGUCCCAGGAGGCCGGCUCCCCUUCCACCACCGGCCGCUCACUCUGGUCUCCGACUGACCCCUCCGGGCCGGAUCUCUAGGCCUGGCCACUCGAUCCAUGGAGAAAACCCCGAGUCUCACAACUGGCCACCGACAGGAGCUGAGCCCCAGCAGCAGCCCCUCGGCGGGUGCGCCCGACAAAACCCACCAGCCCGCCGGGGGCUACUUCCCGGACCGGGAGCCCCGGCGCCGGGCGGCUCCCGGGCUCGCGGCUCUUUCAGGAGCUCAUUCAACUUCAACUUGCCCCUGCGGCUCCAACUCACCUUUGCGAAGCAUGUUGGCCACGGGGCCGCCGCUCCGAGGUCGGCCUAGGCGCACUCCCUCCCGGGGUCCAGAUUCAAAUCCCUGGGCGCCAGCUGCAGCUAAUCCGAGCGCGUCGAGGCGGGGGCAAGCCGGGGAUCCGCUCAUGCCCGGUGGCCCGGCCCCGCAGGGGCAUGGUCGGGCCCCUCGGGGCCGCGUGGCCAAUCAGAUCCCCCCUGAGAUCCUGAAGAACCCCCAGCUGCAGGCAGCAAUCCAGGUCCUGCCUUCCAACUACAACUUUGAGAUCCCCAAGACCAUCUGGAGGAUCCAACAAGCCCAGGCCAAGAAGGUGGCCUUGCAAAUGCCGGAAGGCCUCCUCCUCUUUGCCUGCACCAUUGUGGAUAUCUUGGAAAGGUUCACAGAGGCCGAAGUGAUGGUGAUGGGUGACGUGACCUAUGGGGCUUGCUGUGUGGAUGACUUCACAGCGAGGGCCCUGGGAGCUGACUUCUUGGUGCACUACGGCCACAGCUGCCUGAUUCCCAUGGACACCUCGGCCCAAGACUUCCGGGUGCUGUAUGUCUUUGUGGACAUCCGGAUAGACACUACCCACCUCCUAGACUCUCUCCGCCUCACCUUUCCCCCAGCCACUGCCCUCGCCCUGGUCAGCACCAUUCAGUUUGUGUCGACCUUGCAGGCAGCCGCCCAGGAGCUGAAAGCCGAGUAUCGUGUGAGUGUCCCACAGUGCAAGCCCCUGUCCCCUGGAGAGAUCCUGGGCUGCACAUCCCCCCGACUGUCCACAGAGGUGGAGGCCGUUGUGUAUCUUGGAGAUGGCCGCUUCCAUCUGGAGUCUGUCAUGAUUGCCAACCCCAAUGUCCCCGCUUACCGGUAUGACCCAUAUAGCAAAGUCCUAUCCAGAGAGCACUAUGAUCACCAGCGCAUGCAGGCUGCUCGCCAAGAAGCCAUAGCCACUGCCCGCUCAGCUAAGUCCUGGGGCCUUAUUCUGGGCACUUUGGGCCGCCAGGGCAGUCCUAAGAUCCUGGAGCACCUGGAAUCUCGACUCCGAGCCUUGGGCCUUUCCUUUGUGAGGCUGCUGCUCUCUGAGAUCUUCCCCAGCAAGCUUAGCCUACUUCCCGAGGUGGAUGUGUGGGUGCAGGUGGCAUGUCCACGUCUCUCCAUUGACUGGGGCACAGCCUUCCCCAAGCCGCUGCUGACACCCUAUGAGGCGGCCGUGGCUCUGAGGGACGUUUCCUGGCAGCAGCCCUACCCGAUGGACUUCUACGCUGGCAGCUCCUUGGGGCCCUGGACGGUGAACCACGGCCAGGACCGCCGUCCCCACGCCCCCGGCCGGCCCGCGCGGGGGAAGGUGCAGGAGGAGUCCACGCAUCCCCCUUCAGCCGUGACUUGCGAGGACUGCAGCUGCAGGGACGAGAAGGUGGCGCCGCUUGCUCCUUGACACGCUCCCGGGCCUCAGGGUCCUGCCCUCCGGAGGAGCAGCCUCGAGGCUGGUGG
Pongo pygmaeus (Bornean orangutan) is the source of this 2575-nucleotide messenger RNA. RefSeq names its product diphthamide biosynthesis 1 (gene DPH1). NCBI's taxonomy places the organism in Eukaryota, Metazoa, Chordata, Mammalia, Primates, Hominidae. The record is from RefSeq and is a predicted model, not a curated record. Gene Ontology annotation, biological process: protein histidyl modification to diphthamide. The coding region runs from base 885 to 2519 and encodes 544 amino acids. The transcript is spliced from 13 exons. Gene Ontology annotation, molecular function: 2-(3-amino-3-carboxypropyl)histidine synthase activity.